AUGGCAUCUGCAACUGUUACCAAGACCAAUAUCGGUGUGUACACCAACCCCAAACAUGACCUCUGGAUUGCCGAGUCCACCCCAACCGCAGAGGACAUCAAUGCUGGUAAGGGCCUGAAGCCCGGCGAGGUCACAGUUGAGGUGCGCAGCACAGGUAUUUGCGGCUCCGAUGUCCACUUCUGGCACGCUGGUUGCAUUGGUCCUAUGAUUGUCACGGGCGACCACAUCCUCGGCCAUGAAUCGGCCGGCCAGAUUCUUGCGGUAGCUCCUGAUGUCACUCACCUCAAGGUCGGCGACCGCGUCGCCGUUGAGCCCAACGUUAUCUGUAACGCCUGCGAGCCCUGCCUGACCGGCCGCUACAACGGGUGCGAGAGUGUCGCUUUCCUGUCCACCCCGCCCGUCGAUGGCCUGCUCCGGCGGUACGUCAACCACCCUGCCAUCUGGUGCCACAAGAUCGACAAUAUGAGCUAUGAGGCUGGUGCUAUGUUGGAGCCUCUCAGUGUGAGCUUGGCAGCUAUUGAGCGCAGUGGUCUGCGUCUCGGUGACCCGCUCCUCAUCACCGGUGCCGGUCCUAUCGGUCUGAUUAGUUUGCUCAGCGCACGUGCUGCUGGUGCCUGCCCCAUUGUUAUCACCGACAUUGACGAGGGUCGUCUGGCCUUCGCGAAGAGCCUGGCCCCUGAAGUACGCACGUAUAAGGUGGAGAUUGGCAAGUCAGCCGAGGAGUGUGCUGAAGGUAUCAUCAAUGCUUUCAAUGAUGGCAAGGGCUCUGGCCCUGAUGCUCUACGCCCCAAGCUGGCCCUGGAGUGCACCGGUGUUGAGAGCAGUGUCAACUCUGCUAUCUGGAGUGUCAAGUUCGGUGGCAAGGUCUUUGUCAUCGGUGUCGGCAAGAACGAGAUGACCAUUCCCUUCAUGCGUCUCAGCACCCAGGAGAUCGACCUGCAGUACCAGUACCGCUACUGCAACACUUGGCCCCGGGCCAUUCGUCUCGUCCAGAACGGUGUAAUUGACCUGAGCAAGCUGGUUACACACCGUUACGCCCUUGAGGAUGCCCUCAAGGCCUUUGAGACCGCCUCUGACCCCAAGACUGGUGCCAUCAAGGUACAGAUCAUGAGCUCGGAGGAGGAUGUCAAGGCCGCCACUGCUGGACAGAAGGUUUGA
Molecule: messenger RNA, 1158 nt
Organism: Penicillium paradoxum
Lineage: Eukaryota; Fungi; Ascomycota; Eurotiomycetes; Eurotiales; Aspergillaceae
Product: NAD(P)-dependent alcohol dehydrogenase
Exons: 1
Coding region: 1-1158 (385 amino acids)
Biological process (GO): D-sorbitol catabolic process
Molecular function (GO): zinc ion binding; L-iditol 2-dehydrogenase (NAD+) activity
Source: RefSeq, a predicted model, not a curated record